AUAAGUGUUGUACAAAUUAACAUGUUACUUCGUGCGAAAGAAAUUAUGUUAUUGAAGCAAUCGAAUGAUGAUUGACAAGAUAGAAUUAACAAUAACUGCAUGUAAUUUAUGCACGCAAUGUAAAAUACUAUACUGCAGAAAAAAUGUGCAUAAUUGGAGGUCAACAUUUCAUUAGUGCUUAUCAUCGCAUUUGAAAUUCAACGUGUAUCGAUGCUAACAAGUAAAAGUGUAAAACGCUUAGUGCAAUACGCGACAUCGCAUCGUCGGAUCCGCAAAACACGUAGGAAUUUAUUCGACAGCGUGUAAUAGCCGGAUAGCUGACCCUCGUAAAAACAGUUGAUGAUCUAUGUGGUGUAUGCUGAUAAUUUAUAAAAGUGUUAAGAUUUUAAACUAUUAUAACAAAUGUCUAAUUCUUUAAAUGGAGAACAAAAUACCCAUAAGACACUUUUAAUGGAUCGGUGUAAGAAAUUUUUUGUUAGAAGGCAAACUGAACUUCCAACUGAUAAUUUAGAGACUGAACUUGAAAGAAAAGAACGAUGGAGGAGUGUUUAUGUAAUUUAUUUUACCAUGUUUCUCAUGUCACUUGGCUUCAGUAUUAUACUUACUGGUGUUUGGCCAUAUUUAGACAAGCUGGAUCCUACAGCAGGAAAAGAAUUCAUGGGUUACGUAGUUGCAGCUAAUCCACUAGGACAAAUGUUAUUUUCUCCUUUGAUAGGUUGGUGGGGCAAUAAAAGAGGAUCAGUAAGAUUACCGCUUUUAGUGACCUUAGCACUAUUCACUCUUGCAUCAGCAGCUUAUAGUAUUCUUGAAGUGAUGCCUGGUGAUAGGAAAGCUUACAUGAUCACUGCUAGAUUUUUUGUUGGUGUUAGUUCUGCUAACGUUGCAGUAGCAAGAUCUUAUAUAUCUGCGGCAACCAAACUUGCAGAACGUACACAUGCCGUUUCUAUGAUAUCUCUUGCACAAGUGCUGGGUUUUGUAGUGGGUCCUGGAUUACAAGCUGCCGUAACACCUUUAGGAGACAACGGUGUAACAUUUAUGACCUACCUACCUUUAAAUAUGUAUACGGCAGCUGGGUGGAUUAAUGUAAUAAUGGGAAUUAUCAAUUUUAUUUUGUUGUGUCCAUGGAACUUCAAAGAACACAAAAUUGCGAUAAAAGAAGCUAUGCAUAAUGAGGGUAAAGCUACAGAAAAAGAAACUUGGAAGUCCAUAAAACCUGAUCAUUUGGCAGCAUGGACCUUAAUUUGCGCAUUUUUUGUUUUAGUCUUUAAUUUUGUUCUUCUUGAAACGCUUGGCACUUCACUCACUAUGGAUCAAUUCGCUUGGUCUAAAAAAGAAGCUUUAUAUUAUAUGGGAAUCAUUAUGAGCGUUGGAGCUGGAAUAGCUUGCAUUACAUUUGUUAUGAUUGAGCCACUUUGUAAGAGAUUUCAGGAACGUAAAGUGAUGUUAUGGGGUGGAUUCUUCUUCAUGUUGAUUGGACGAAUAUUAUGUAUUCCUAUUCCAGGCAUGGAUCCUCCUCUAAUUGCAGAUCUUGGACCAUAUAAUAAUAUUACGAAAGACAUCAAUGGUACAGAUAUCUUAGGAUGCCCAACCGCUCAAACAUGGUGUUUGGAUACUCCACAGAUUACGAUUACUCAAUUUUUUAUCGGUUAUGGCUUCACAUCCAUAGGUUAUCCCUUAGGUGUUACUUUGAUACAAACUAUAUUCAGUAAAAUUCUCGGUCCACGUCCACAAGGUGUAUGGAUGGGUUUAAUGACAGGUGCGGGUUGUGGCUCUCGCGUUUUGGGACCAGUUUUUGUGGGCCUUAUUUAUACUCGUUGGGGAACAUAUCAUACUUUUAUUAUUACCGGAAUAAUGAUAUUAAUUUCCAUGAUAUGGUUAUUAUUUGUGAAUAAACGUUUGAUUCCGCCUGAGAUAAAGAAAAGUAUUGAAGCACCGGAUAGACAAGAAAAGGACGAAAUCCCAUUAGUUCAUUUGAGUUCUGAUAAUGGUCAAACAUCGCACGAAGCUCAAAAGUUUAAUGGUACAUAAGAAAAACGAGAUCUCUUUGCAAAUGUAAGGUACAACUGCCAUAACAAAUCAUAUAUGAACAUCAUAAAAUGUUAUUAUGGCAAAUCGAUCUAUUUUUUAUGGAUAUACACAUUAGAUUUUUCUUAAAUAUGCAGAUA
Molecule: messenger RNA, 2165 nt
Organism: Linepithema humile (Argentine ant)
Lineage: Eukaryota; Metazoa; Arthropoda; Insecta; Hymenoptera; Formicidae
Source: RefSeq, a predicted model, not a curated record